UGUGUGCUUUGGAGGCUGGAAUGUAAAAUAUGUCAGUCUUCGCAGCUUCCUGGUCCAGUGCAGUAUGCCACUUUUGUAGCCUGGAGUAUAUCUAGAGAGCAGGAGUCUUCGUGAUUUAACUUCUGGGGAUACGCUUAAUCCAAAUGGAAUGAAGGGUUCUGUUGAUUGCAAUAUCAUGAAGACGUUUUAUGAUGCAACAGUCUGCAUGGGCCUGACUUAGAAUAGCCAGGAUCGGAUGCAAGCCUGCAAUAAAAUCCUGAGCACUUUGCUGAGAGGAUCUGCUAAUCCGUUCUGCAGUCUACUGUUGUUUGCACUUGGUUGAGGCACCUUAUUAGCUUAAGUGGAUAUGUUACUUGAAGAAUGAGAGUUUUAAAUGUCUUUUGAAAAACAGAACUUGUGUAGAAUUGGAAUGCAAGUCUGACACAGGAUGAAUCAUCGGUGAAGAUGCCUUAUUAUGCCGUCUUAAAUAAGUAACUGCUACUAGGAUGCAGGGAAGAAGAAUUGGUGGAUCCAUUAGGAAUUUAACAGGUGAAGCGUAAGAAGCAGUACUUGGGCAGGAUUCUGCCCAUCCUGCUGAGAAGUAAGGGGAACUCCCAGAAGGAAAGUGACUCACUGAACUAUAAAUGCUGUUUCAGUUGUCUUUCUGCAUUCUCCUUUAUGGUGGCGUGGGGUGCCAUGGCCGGCAUGCGACUUAAGGGACUGACAUCCUCCAAGCUUUACCAGCGCCGGCAGGAUCGGUUAAGUGGCACCAGGUUAUUUCUGAGCCACAAGACAGAUACGACGGUUGGAAUGCCUGGUAAUAUGUCGGAUGCCCUUGCAAAUGCAGUGUGUGAUCGCUGCCAGGCUCGCUUCGAUCCUGCAGAGAGGAUUGUGAACAGCAAUGGGGAGCUUUAUCAUGAGAACUGCUUUGUCUGCGCUCAGUGUUUUCGACAGUUCCCAGAUGGACUCUUCUAUGAGUUUGAAGGUCGGAAGUAUUGUGAACAUGAUUUCCAGAUGCUGUUUGCACCUUGCUGCGGGGAAUGUGGUGAGUUCAUUAUCGGACGAGUGAUCAAGGCAAUGAACAAUAACUGGCACCCAGACUGCUUCCGUUGUGAGCUCUGUGAUGUGGCACUUGCUGACCUGGGCUUUGUGAAGAAUGCUGGCAGGCACCUGUGCAGGCCAUGCCAUAAUCGUGAGAAAGCCAAGGGACUAGGCAAGUACAUCUGUCAGAAGUGCCACCUCAUAAUUGAUGAACAGCCUCUGAUGUACAGAAAUGAUUCUUACCAUCCAGAUCACUUCAACUGCACCCACUGUGGGAAGGAGCUGACUGCUGAGGCCAGGGAACUAAAAGGGGAACUCUACUGCCUGCCCUGUCAUGACAAGAUGGGAAUCCCAAUCUGUGGAGCCUGUCGCAGGCCCAUUGAGGGACGUGUAGUCAAUGCUUUGGGAAAGCAAUGGCAUGUUGAGCAUUUUGUUUGUGCCAAGUGCGAGAAGCCAUUCCUGGGGCACCGGCACUAUGAGAAAAAGGGGCUGGCUUACUGCGAGACUCACUACAACCAGCUCUUUGGAGAUGUCUGCUACAACUGCAGCCAUGUGAUUGAGGGGGACGUGGUAUCGGCUCUCAACAAGGCUUGGUGUGUGAACUGCUUCUCCUGCUCCACUUGCAACAUCAAACUCACAUUGAAGAACAAGUUUGUGGAGUUUGACAUGAAGCCUGUGUGCAAGAAGUGCUAUGAGAAAUUUCCCCUGGAGCUGAAGAAACGUCUGAAGAAGCUGUCUGAGCUGGCCUCCAAGAAAUCACAACCCAAAGCUAUGGACUUAAACUCUGCUUAAACGGGUCUGUCAUUCUGCUGCCUGUACUCACAGUGGUCUCAGACUGCAAUGUGCAGCAGCUGUUUAUCACAAAGGAAAGCAUUAAGAAUGACUGACCAAAACAAAUCGGACACACAGUGCCUCCCUCCGCUUUGGUUACUGCCUCUUGUAUUUUGAAUGUCGCUUCACUCAGGCAGUUGCAAAUUAACACUGACAGCAUGGGGAGCCUGGCCUCUGCUGAGAGGCCUGGGCAGUAGUGGAUAUGCCAGGUCACUGCUUUUAAGCUGUACACCAUUGUGUCUGCAGUUUCUCUCUCUCUCCUGUCUCUCUCUCUCUGUUUCUUUCUCUCUCCUGUCUCUAGAAUUGGGUAAGAACAGCGAUUUAAGCAUCAAAUGUAUGGUUUCCCCUGCUCCACUUACAAAUCUGUCUUGCAUGAAGAGCUUCCCACCACUAUGCCCUCAGUUUGAAUGUAGUUACCAGCUCCAGCAAAAGCAGCAUGUGGGCUGUAGCCUAUAUACCUGAAUGAGAUAGCUAGAUAGGUGUCUUCAUGCAUGGGACAGAGACUUUGGGUGUGUACGGGAGCUAGCUGAGUAAUAGGGGCCUGUCUUACUGUUGCAGUGAUGAUAUACCCCUGAUCCAGGUGUAUACCAUGUUGCUGACACCAGGGAAGUCACCAGUGACAGCAAUAGUAGAAAUGUUGGUGAAAGGACUCCACAUUUCUUAAUUCAAACUGCCUUUUACUGCUUAACUUUCUAUUGUAGCUUCUGCUGCGGCUGUAGGGUAGGAUGGGCUCUGUCUGUCUGUAAAGCUUUUCUAUCCUCCACCAUGACUGUCACAAAGCACAAUAGAAUAGACGGUGUUUUGUUUUGUGUUUUGUCACAAUUUACCAGCAUAGGAGGACACCUUAUAUCCUUCUCUAGUUCUUGAACUAUGCUUCAGGUGUGGUGUCAAGGUAAAAGUACACUUUUUAGAGUUAUUCUAAGUGGCUGUUACAAGAACCAGUCCUCUAUGCCUGUUCUCUCUAGAGUUUAGCUCAGGGAAAAGAGUUCAGGCACUUUAGGUCAAGGCCAUUCAAAAGCUCACAGCACAAUUUCUCAGAUGUAUUCCCUGUAAUGGUAAUCACAGGAAGGCACCUGAUGAUUAAUCUGGACAGCUGAGUAUCUUCAGCUUCCAGGGAAGAUGAUAAUGAAAUUUGGCAUGAGCAUCUGCAGCUAUGCAAAGGCAGAGUAACUCGUGUGCUGUCGGAGAUUUCCAGACCAGUUCAAAUGCAAUCCACUGUGUUCCUGCAGUAGCCACUCUUGAGUUUAGCAAUGGAAAAUGCAAAUAUUUGAUUAAUGUUGUCUAUGUAGAGAUGAAAAGGUAUGCAUUUUACUUUGGGAAGAAGUGCAGUGUAGACCCAUUUCAUCUCUGUUCUGAAAUCCAUUAGAUCUAGAUUAAGCCAGAUCAGGUUAAUGUAAAAGAAACAACAUCCUCCUCCUUGUGCUUUGUACUGGGGAUAAUCAGUGUCUUAUGGGAUAACUAAGCCACCUCUGUGCAGAACCUAGAAACACUUGAUCUCCUCUCACUUCUGCACCAUGUGCUCCAGCUCCUGGAAAUGAGGAGAUGUAGCCACCCCAGAGUGACGCUGAGCAUGUGCCAGGAAGUAUCUCUGAGGCUGAGCCUGAUUGCUACAUUGCCUCUCACCUAGGAUUUGGCUUAAGUGGGGAGGGCUCAGCAGAGAGGCAGUGCAGACAUGCCUCUAGGGUCUCUUCCUAAUCACUUACCUCCCAUGAAUACUUUAUUGAACCCUUGCUUCAUAUAGUGUACAGUCUGUAUUACACUAUUUUGCACACUACUUUCACACCUCUUAUGGGACUGAGGAAUCAAGGAAUUAGCGGGAAAACUUGAGAAAAUCAUUCCCCUGGUGCUACUUUUCUUUAGAAAAGGGAGCAGUUGGAACAGACCUAUUGGAUGUUCUAGAGCAGAGAAUUGGGUAUCUGCAAGUUCUUCAUAUUCAGUGUUUUCUUCAUAAAGCUAGAGGUGGAGAGAACUUUCUCUUAGGCAGAAAUUUAGACUGUGUGCAUUUUCCAUUGCUGCAGACACAAAAGCCAGAUUCAUUCUAGCUGUUACACCACUGAAGUUAAUGGAAUCACAUCAAGGGUGAACUUGAUCCAAAACUGUAUGCUUUGUUAAUUACCCAGAACAGCUCUUCCACUAUUUACUUUUAAAACUAUAAAUGUGUUUGUAUGCAUAUUAAAUAGAAAUCACUAAUGCUCACCGAACACACUUGAAGAUGGCAAUGCUUCUAGAAAUAGCGGUAUGUGCAGCUAACAUUCAAGGGAAGUAUUAAUCACUUGAUAACCUUCUGUAUGACCAAGUGAACUACUGUAUUCUCUAGGUUUGGAUCCUGGUACUUAUCUUCAUAGCAGUCCAUACAAUGUUAGCGAAAAUGGCCUCACAGCCAGAUGGCCAACACUUCUAAUGCCAUGUGUCUUUUGUAUUGGAUCAUGUGGACUUCUGGAACUGAAGAGUUAAAGUUCAAUGUAUAGAUCAGGGACUGUCAACCUUUAACAAGCCAUGGGUCAGAACAACCCAGCUCCUGUCAUAAGAACAUGAGAACUGCCGUUUACUGGUCAGACCAUAGGUCUGUCUUGCCCAGUAUCCUGUGUUUUACAUAGUGGCAGGGAGUGGAUGCUAAAAGGAAGAGUGAACAGGGUAUGACCUGGGUUCUUUCCACUGUUCCUUUCCCACAUGCAUCAUCCAGCAUUUAAGGUCUAGGAAAUUCUGAUUCAGAGGCUGUACCUCUAAUUUCCAUGGUUCAACAUGGGUCAGGUGGCUUUCAUGGCAUAUCAGCAGCCAAGGGGAGGGGCAGGUCUUUCCCUAAGCUCCCACCAGAGCCACACACUGCAGCCUCGGGGAGGAGGGAGAAGGGGGAUAGGGGCAAGUGGCAGCAGUGUGGGUGUAGCUCCCUGCUCCUAGGCUUGUCCCAGGUCACCUCUGGCUGGAAGCUGUGCCUCUGCUGCAACCUUGGGGAAGGGGGUAGAGAGAAGUGGCAGAAGUGUGGGUGCAGCUUCCAGCUCCCUAACUCUGAUACAGCUCCUCACUGCUCAACCUCAGUAUGGGCAAAAGCACAGGCAAAGCCCUAAGACUGUGGCCUGGAUGUUGCCAAUCUCCAAGUUAGACAGUGUUAGGGGGAAGCAGUGGUUUGGAGAUUGUACUAGUUUGUGCUCUAAAUGUGUGGGAUUAUGCAGAGUGAGGGAAGAAAUUCUCUCACAUUGCAUUGGGGUCCCAUUAUGUGAAGUGGAUUGUAUGGAUCCAUGGACCAUUUGUUUUACAGUACAUUUGGGUUUGUAAUGUUUAUCCAGAACAUGACUGCUUGACUGUAGUUCUGUAAUCUCACCUGUGUUAUAUUCCUGUAAUAAAGUGCACUGCAAUGCAUCUCUAAACUUUGCACCAAAGAUUAAAAUAUUGUAUUGUACACUA
Alligator mississippiensis (American alligator) is the source of this 5253-nucleotide messenger RNA. RefSeq names its product LIM zinc finger domain containing 2 (gene LIMS2). Gene Ontology annotation, biological process: cell-cell adhesion; cell-cell junction organization; positive regulation of integrin-mediated signaling pathway. The record is from RefSeq and is a predicted model, not a curated record. Gene Ontology annotation, cellular component: cell-cell junction; cytoplasm; focal adhesion. Bases 658 to 1812 code for a protein of 384 amino acids. NCBI's taxonomy places the organism in Eukaryota, Metazoa, Chordata, Crocodylia, Alligatoridae. The transcript is spliced from 10 exons.